AUUGAUUUAAAAUUUCAAACAAUCAUGAAUAAUAAAGCCAGGGCAUAUAAGGGAUACCAAAGAUUGAGCAGCCAGAAGAAGGCCAAGAGGAUCUCAAAAGUAGUGGCCACUGCCAGAAUGAGAAAUCCCGAAAAAGUAGGUGGAACCAGCAGCAAAUAAGUUUCAUUAUUUCGAUAAGAAGAACUCCUUAGGCUCAAACAUUCCUGUAACUAUGAGAAAGAAAGAUGCUGUUGAUAUUUCGAACCGAAACACAGUUAGCUUAUUAUCGCAAGGAAAAGAAUUACCUACUGAAAUAAUGACUCCGAAAAAUGAUUUCCUUAAUUCCAAAUCUAAAGUCAGUUUACUGGGCCAUUACACUUCAUCAGCAACUAUGGCAAAGAGUAAGAAGGCAAGAUGCAAGCUUCAUCAGACUAAGGAAAUUUUCUUCCCUGUGAAAAGUGGAGGGAGCAUGUAUCCUCUCAAUAUCAGCAACCACAGUCUCAAUGGAGGGAAUUCUAAAGGACAAACAAUGGACUUAAAAUCAAUGGCCCAAAUGAACCUAACGGCAAAAUUGAAUAAGCUACAACAUUCUUCAACAACUAAAUGCCUAAAUGAUUCUAUUGGGAGUAAAAUGAAGAACUGCCUAAAGAAUAGGAAUUCGAACCAGAGCUCAGAGAAGAACAUAUUCGGGCAGAAAUAGAAAGUCUCAAGUAAAUGUGAUGGUUCAGAAGGCAAGCCCUGAAAAUCAUCAAAUGCUGUAUCUGUAUAAGAACAAAAAGAAUGAAAUCGCUAGGUUGCACAAGAAGCUAAAGAAGGCAAGCAAGAACGCUAAGGUUAUUAAAUCUACAAUUAAAUAACUCUAAAAUUGAGAGAAAUAUUGGCUCCUCAGAGUGCUCUUAUAGUCCAGAGAAUCUUGCCCAGACUGGGUAUAAUUGUCAACAUGAGAGGGAGAUCAAUAAGCACAUGCCUUAUGAAAGCUUUAUCGCUUGUGCUAAUGGAAAGAAAAUUGAUGAAGAUGCCUACAGAAAAUCUUCAAAGAAAAUGAAGAUCAAUAAAUUUUACAAAAAAACGAAGAAAGAUCGGUCUGACUGUAAGAAAGUCAGAAAAACUGCAAAUACUUCUUAUACAAAAGCAGUGCCUAUCUUCUCGUCAAGGCUAAUGACGAAGGAAUCUAAGGAACAUAAAUCAAGUAACUCAAGUAACAGGAAAUCAAACACUGAGAUUCGGCAUAAGGAAAGACUUUGGGAGAAUACUGCUAGGAAUAUUUCUCCCUCAGGCUUGCAAAAGAUAGAAUUUAAUAUAAGCGAUGCAUCAUAUGGUCAUCAAGUAUUUGGAAAUAAUAGAGAUCUUCCUAAAGGAAUGAAGUGCCUCAAGAAGGUCAAUUCUGAGGUCAGACAAUAUAAAAACAGAUACAAUGAUGAUUCCCCAGAUAAGGAAGAGCCCAUGAUGGACUCCUUUGAUGAAGACUUGAAUUCUGAUCUUGAUGAAGCCAAACUCAGUUAUGUCAGAAGUGACGAUAGCCCAGAAGAUUACACUGGAUCAGGAAUUAAAAAUAAAACCCAAAAUUAUUAUAACGGCAAACAGUUUUCAGGGAAGAAGUCUGAAAUAUAUGAAGCGUAUAAUAAAUAAAGAGUCAGGCUCUACAUCAAAAGUGAAUAGCUCCAGCAAGAAUUUCUUGAACUUAGCAGAUGGCUUAAAAUAUUCGUUAAUCUCACACAAUAAAAAUGCAAAAGCUUCGAUGUUCCCAAUUACAAACAAUGAAAGUUCAGAGUUGAGAAAGACAACCAAGAGAGCGAAAAUUGCUAGAUAUCCAGAUUUUCACAAAAGUGAUGAAGAAACACAGCAUUUCAAUCAUGAAGACAAGAUAGAGGAGUUGCUAAAUUUUCAUCCUGAAAGAGAAGAUUCUGAUCCUGAGAAAGAGAUCCAUCUUACUCAGGAUGAGAAAGAGGUUGAAAUGCUUAAUCAGCAUGAAGAUGAGCCUAAUCCCUUUGAAAAUAAGAAAAGUAAUAGGUAUAAUGUUCAAGACUCAGUAGAAUCCCGAUUAAAUAUAAUAGAUCAGCUUUCGUUUACUAAUCAAGAUGGAGCAUCUAAUAUGUUUCUUACCAUUACAGACAGAAAUGAGGAUGAGAAGGCUAAGAAUACUCUACCUGAUGAUCCAAUCAAUGGCCCUAUUGACACUGUUUUCUACAAUGACACAUCCAUAGGUAAUCCUCUAGAGCACUUAACAAGCGAGAAUGAUGAGCUAUCCAAGAUGGCUAGCAGUGAAAAGUAUAGAGUCAAAGCUAAACGAUCAGAGACUUGUCCUAAUAUGGUUCAGAUUGCAAAACGGAUGAAUGAAAAUCCUACAAAUAAAGAAAAUGCGUACAAAGAUUUCUGAAAUUCAGAGUCUAAAGGAACUGGUAAGAAGACCAGCAGAGCAAAGAUAUGCGAUGAUAAAAGUUCUAUCGUCAAUUUCGAUACUAGUUUCGUCUGCGCUAAAGUUGAUAAAAGUGAUUCAGGAACAAUAGUAAAUACAGAAGAUCCGAUGUACCAAGCAGUACUGGCCUGAGUCCAAUCGAAAGCCUUUGAGUCUCUAUCGGCGAGCAUGAAGGCAAAGGAGAUCUGUAAGACAAUAACAGGUUUAACGGAUCCCAUUAAAAAUAAUUUGAUUUAAACACAUCUCAAUUGUGUUAA
This is a messenger RNA of Moneuplotes crassus, 2652 nucleotides long. The record is from the annotation of a GenBank genome assembly. Lineage: Eukaryota; Ciliophora; Spirotrichea; Euplotida; Euplotidae.